GAGGUUGGACAUGGAGGAAUUGGUGAAGGGAGAUGAUGAGAGUGGUAAUGGAAGAUAUUGUGUAACAGGGGCAACUGGGUAUAUUGGUUCGUGGUUGGUCAAGUCUCUGCUUCAAAAAGGCUACAAGGUUCAUGCCACUCUCAGGGACCCUGGAAAGUCAUUGCAUCUGUUAUCAUCAUGGAAUGGGGGAGAUAAAUUGAGACUGUUCCAAGCUGAUUUAGAAGAAGAAGGGAGCUUUGAUGAGGCCAUAAAGGGUUGUGAUGGUGUAUUCCAUGUUGCAGCUUCUAUGCAAUUUGAUAUUCCUCACAUUGACGAACACAAUCUGGAGAGUUAUGUUCAAUCAAAGAUCAUAGAUCCUGCAAUCAAGGGUACCUUGAAUCUCCUCAAUUCUUGCUUGAAAUCCAAGUCUGUGAAAAGGGUUGUCUUUACAUCCUCCAUUAGCACCCUCACUGCCAAAGAUAGCACUGGAAAGUGGAAGCCACUCGUCGACGAAUCUUGCCAGACAACUAUUGGCAAUGUGUGGGAGACAAGAACAGUAGGAUGGGUUUAUGUGCUCUCCAAGCUUCUUACAGAACAAGCAGCAUUUAGAUUUGCAAAGGAAAAUGGCAUAGAUCUUGUUUCAGUGAUAACACCAACUGUUGCAGGACCACUUCUAACUUCUACUGUUCCAUCAAGCAUUCAAGUUUUCUUGUCACCACUAACAGGUGACCCUAAAUUUUUCUCAAUCCUGUCUGCUGUUAGUGCAAGAAUGGGGUCAAUUGCUUUAGUUCAUAUUGACGAUAUAUGCAAUGCCCACAUCUUUCUUAUGGAGCAGCCUCAAGCACAAGGUCAAUACAUUUGCUGUGCCUGCACUUCUCUUAUAUCUGACUUCACUAAUCAUCUAACUCGAGAUUUUUAUGGACAACAGAAUUUACACAAAGUGAAGGAAAUACUGACCAUCCAACCAAAAAAUAAUGGGGCUGGAGGAGAAGAGUCAAAACUUAUCCCCACCUGUGAUUUCCUCAAAGAAGCUAAGAGAUUUGGGUUUUAAUUUCAAGCAUGGCCUACAAGUUAUUAUUGGUCAAACAAUUGAAGCUUGUCUAGAACAUGGCUUUCUACCUCCAAUUACAAAGUAAUGCCUAAAAUCGUUGAAAGUACUAACUAACUUAAAUAGACUAAGCUCUGAUAAUAUCUUCUGCCUGCAAUAAAUGAGGAUCUUAGUCUAGCUUAUCUCAGUUGUACAUUAUGUUUGGUAAAAUCUUCAACGUGCAAAAAUUCUUACUCAUCAUCAAUGCUGUGACAUGAUCACCAACCAAACCAAGCAGGAUCAGCGGCAAGACUGAUCUAAAGGCGUCAAUUGAGGCACCAAGCUUAAUUGAAAUUUCCAUGUCAGUUUGAAUCAAAAAGUGAAAGUUGAGUUUUUAAUAACCAUAAGCAGUCUUAUCUAACAGCUUAAAGCAUUCUUUAUAUUUAUAUAUAGAAAGGACCCAGAAAGUAGUUACUUCUGCAGCAAGCUGGGGCCAAAAAGCAGAUUGUAGCAUAUGAUGGUUUGUUAUAGCCAUUACCAACUAAAAUAUCUAAGCAAUAAACAAGUGCUAAUUAUUUUGAGAGAAUGUUUUUCGCAGAAUGAAUGGAACUGGCUAUUUGGGUUUCAAA
This is a messenger RNA of Carica papaya (papaya), 1635 nucleotides long. Its product is annotated as NAD(P)-binding Rossmann-fold superfamily protein. Gene Ontology annotation, molecular function: oxidoreductase activity, acting on the CH-OH group of donors, NAD or NADP as acceptor. NCBI's taxonomy places the organism in Eukaryota, Viridiplantae, Streptophyta, Magnoliopsida, Brassicales, Caricaceae. The record is from RefSeq and is a predicted model, not a curated record.